AUGGAUUAUGCAUCACUUCCUUUACAUCCCACUGAUAAUAACUUGCAAAUCCAAUUACCGGUAGCUACUACUACGCAAGGUUUUUUCACUCAUCUCACCACUUUACCUUCAAUUGAUACUGUACCAUCAAAUCAUGCUUUUCCACCCAUUUCUUCUCCCACUAAUUACAGUUCUUCUUCCUUUGCUGAACUUGAUGCCACUCAGCUCUCCAGUACUUCUUAUUACUAUUCACAAUAUCCUAAUUUGCAUUCUCAGUCUUUGUGGCCUUCGGUUGGAAAUCAAACGACUCUUUUUCCUUAUCAUCAAAUUCACCAACAAAAUAACCAGCAGUUUUUAUAUGCACCUCAGCAAAUCCUGCAUUGUCCAACGACGGAUUCUUGCUAUGGAAGCAUUUCAUGCUCAACCGGCACCACAUUUGGGUCAUCUACUGGUGUUUUUGAUUCAUUCAGUGGUAUUAGUGCUGGACUAGCAUCACAGUCAAAUGUCAACCAUACUGCUGCAUUGAAUGUUCCUCAGCAGUUACCUUUUUUGAACAUUAUUGGUGAGCAGCAAUCGCUUACCAGAGAAGUGAUGCAGGACUAUCUGAAUAAUAGUGAAAAAUAUGAUUGCAUUGUUUGUAUAUUCCAUGCCAAAGUAGCCCAAAAAUCUUAUGGAAAUGAAAAAAGAUUUUUCUGUCCGCCACCAUGCAUCUAUCUUUUUGGAGAUGGAUGGAAGCAUAAAAAGAAAAUGGCGGAAGAUUUAUACAAAAGAUAUCGUGAAUACCAAAAGCGAAAUGGGAUUCAAGAGCCAGAUUCAGAUGCUCAGCAGCACAUAAAUCAAGUCCGAUCCACUGAAUUGUGUGCAUUUAUUGGAAUCGGAGCACCGUCUGAACAAGAAAAACAAACACUUGAUUUUUCGAGUAAUAAGGAUUACUGUGCAGCAAAAACAUUGUAUAUCUCGGAUGCUGAUAAGCGCAAGUAUUUUGAGCUUUCAGUGCAGUUUUUUUAUGGGUCUGGCCAUGAAAUUGGAGUUUUCUCUUCUCAACGUAUCAAAGUUAUCAGUAAACCAAGCAAAAAAAAGCAAAGUAUGAAAAACACAGAUUGCAAGUAUCUAUGCAUCGCUUCUGGCACUAAAGUGGCCUUAUUCAACAGACUUAGGUCUCAAACGGUCAGUACACGUUAUUUGCAUGUUGAAUCAGGUGGUUUUCAUGCGAGUUCAACAAAAUGGGGCGCUUUUACAAUCCAUUUGAUUGAGGAUGAUUCCAGUGCAGGGGAAACGGAAGAUUUCAAUGUUAAGGAUGGUUUCAUUUAUUAUGGAGCUUUGGUAAAACUUGUUGACAGCGUUUCAGGAAUUGCUUUGCCUCGUUUGAGAAUUCGAAAAGUUGAUAAACAACAUGUGGUCCUAGAUGCAUCAGCUAGUGAGGAACCAGUCAGUCAGCUUCAUAAAUGUGCAUUUCAAAUGAUUGAUUCAGAUACGAUUUAUCUUUGUCUUUCUCACGACAAAAUCAUCCAGCAUCAGGCUGUACCUGUCGACGCACACAGGCACCAGAUUAGUGAUGGAGCAUCAUGGACCAUUAUUUCGACUGAUAAAGCAAGUCUUACUGGAUGUACAUUAAGAUCAGAUUUUCUAGCUGAAUAUCGAUUUUACGAAGCAAUGGGACCAGUAUGUCAGCCAGUGACACCGGUACCUGUCGUCAACGGAAUGGAACUCUAUGGCGAUGGUGAACUUGCGCGAGUUGAUCUCAUUGGUUCUAAUUUCAGAACAAAUCUUAAGAUUUGGUUUGGUACCAUGCCAGUGGACACUAUUUUUAGAUCAGAAGAAAUGAUGGGCUGCCUUGUACCUCCACUUUCUUCUGUAUGUCCUAAUUGGGUACCAUAUAGCGGUGAACCAGCUACAGUACCUUUGUCUUUGGUUCGUGAUGAUGGCGUUAUUUACUCUACUAAUAUGGUAUUCAGCUACAAGAGUGAAACGAUGACGCGAUCGCUGGCAAAUCGGAGAUAUGAAACCAGAAUUUGA
This is a messenger RNA of Thelazia callipaeda (thelaziosis nematode), 1995 nucleotides long. Lineage: Eukaryota; Metazoa; Nematoda; Chromadorea; Rhabditida; Thelaziidae. The record is from the annotation of a GenBank genome assembly.